Molecule: messenger RNA, 1833 nt
Organism: Paramacrobiotus metropolitanus
Lineage: Eukaryota; Metazoa; Tardigrada; Eutardigrada; Parachela; Macrobiotidae
Product: BTB/POZ domain-containing protein 6-like
Exons: 6
Coding region: 262-1488 (408 amino acids)
Molecular function (GO): protein binding
Source: RefSeq, a predicted model, not a curated record
CAGUUUCAGUUUUCAGUUGUUAACAUGUUUGUUGUUAUGCUUAAAUUUGUUUCUUAAUGAAUCUUAUCUUCAGAAGAAAACUGCAUUUUGAUUUCUAGCAGAAAUCGGCUACCGCGAUACGUGACUCUAAUUGGGAUUUGUCGUUCGUAACUGCGAUUUAAGACUGCGAAUGCAUCGUUUCCGUUUUUAGACAAGUUUGAUUUUUCAGUGUACUCGCCUCUCUCAGUUCCAAAAAGACCUGUUCUCAGCAAUUCUCAUUAUAUGGCGCAGAAGUCCGCACCCUUUGUGAGUUCCCAACGUCGCGGCACGGUCUCCCAGGCCAGCGGUCGCUGGAAGGAUGCCUUAUCGAAGAGUGAGCUGAGCGAUGUGGAAUUUGCAGUUGGACGCCUGUGUGGCGAAGUCAAGAGGUUCCGCGCGCACAAGUUGACUCUCGGCAUCAGCAGCGACGUGUUCCACACCAUGUUCUAUGGGAGCCUGGCCGAGCGGUGUGACACUGCCAUCGACAUCGCGGACAUCCCUCCUGAUGCCUUCGACAACCUGCUCAGAUACAUCUACACGGAUGCGAUGGACAAUCUCCUGCCGGAGAACGCGGUACAGACGCUGUACUGUGCCGACAAGUACGAUUUGCCCUGGUUGGCCGAGCGCUGCACCGACUUCAUCCUCAACGACCUCGACGCGGACAAUUGCCUCCUGUACUUGGAAAAUGCGUUACGCUGGUCUCCGGAUUGUGAUCCUGUGGUGGAGACAUGCUUGGACGUGGUGGAUGCAUCCAGCGAGGCGGUAUUCCAGUCGGCACACUUCACCCAGUUGGAGCGGAAAACGCUGGAGCGAAUUCUGCAGCGCAACACACUGUCGGCAAGGGAGAAUUUCGUCUACACGGCUGUGGAAAAAUGGGCAGCGGCCGCCUGCGCUCGCAAGAAGCUCUCCCCGUCACCCGCAAAUCGCCGCCGGAUGCUGGGUCCUGCACUGUUCCUUGUGCGCUUUGCCUUGCUGAAUGAGGCCCAACUUGCCAACGGGCCUGUUAAGAGUGGUCUACUGAGAGACAAAGAAGUGUCGCGGGUGUUACUGAGUAAACAUUCAACCAGUGAAGAGCCCGCGCUGGAAUUUUCUGUGGAGCCCCGGCGCCACUUCAUGUAUCGCCUCACGUCGAGAUACACGUACAAACCGAUGGAGAAGAUUUUUAUCUUGUACAACAACGGCUACUGGUAUCCGGCAACCGUCACGGGAAACGACGUUUCUGAUUUCUCACACGAGUAUGAAAUGGAUAACGCUAAGGAUAAAGGGGGUAUCCGGCAGCGCAUAAAGGCCGUUCGAGCCAUGGAUAUAUUAAAGCGUGGUCUGCCAGUGAAAGCGUACAUUGACGGAGCUUAUAAGGAGGCGACAUACGGCUCACUGCGAGCUGGACGACAUACUGUCAGCGUCGCUGACCGCGAGUACAGCACGCAUUUCAUGGAACUAAAGAUCUCGCGCAGGCAUGUCGAUGAAUAAACAGCCGCGCAACGGUAGUGUCAUCGGGGGGCUUUUUGGUGUGGUAUUAAAGGACGAGAUCAGCUUAGCAGACAUUUGGGUGUCGUUACAGUAAAUACUUAAUUGGUGUUUUUGCUCUCUUGUGGUAUUACUACCUACCUACAAAUAUUGGGUUUUUGUUAGCUUUUUGUUUUAAUUUUUAUUUGGUUUUCUUUUAUUUUAGUUGGUUGUAUUUUUAUUUGUUGUUUUUAUUUUAGUAUAUCAACCAUUUUCCAUGUAGACUUCUGGAUUUGUUCCUUGCCGGUGUUUUGUGGUAUUGUAAUUGUGUUAUUGCUGCCACUUUCUAGAUGGACACAAGCAAGUAAA